GGUGAGAAGAACCGCGAUGAGGACAUGUGCAUCACGGCUUUGAGAAGUUUAAGGGAGCAUGGAAUGAAAGGGUAUAUUAUUUACGAUGUGGCAAAGAAAGGAACGCCACCACUGAGACAUUUUGCGCCUACUUCUGGAUGGGGCAUGAUUGUGGUGUCAUCCCCAGAGGUAAGCAACUAUGAUGGAUGGGCGAAGCAACUACAGGCCGCGCGAAUCAUCAUGAAUUGCCCCGACGAGAUGGAUGUGAAGGCGAUGUGUGCGUGGAUGAAAAAAAAUCUGGAACCAGAUAAGCAAGCGGAAUACUGGAGGAUGGUCAAAGAACGCAUUGAAAAAGUGGGGCCGAUUCCACGUCACAUCUUUCGUGAGAAAAUUUAUAUUAAUCGCAUGGGUGCCGUUAAUGAUGCUUUGUUAGGGAUCAAACCUAAUGAUGCUGAAAAGUACUUUACCCUGGGAGGAAAGAAAGAAUGGUAUUCCGAGGAUCCGUCUCACAAACUUGUGAAGAUUGUCCGGGCAAGAACAGAUGAAGGUGCUGAGGUAUUUCUCAACGCACCGAUAUGUGCUGAUAUCGGGUUUCGAAUUGCGGACCGUUUGGCAAAGAAAAUGGCUGCGAAGGAUCUUUUGUUGCUAAUAUUGAGAUCGCGUGGUGCCCUUGUUUCCCGAACUCUGGAAAAAUUCGGUUUGCGCGCCUUCAUGUAUGGGGAGUUUGUCAGUGCACUAUUAAAGGAACUAAAUGAGCUGAGGCCACCAGAACGUGAAGCACAGGAUUCGGUGCUGAAAUAA
Trypanosoma cruzi is the source of this 780-nucleotide messenger RNA. Its product is annotated as retrotransposon hot spot (RHS) protein, putative. The transcript has a single exon. Lineage: Eukaryota; Euglenozoa; Kinetoplastea; Trypanosomatida; Trypanosomatidae. The record is from RefSeq and is a predicted model, not a curated record. The annotation marks the transcript as partial.